Messenger RNA from Drosophila busckii, 1073 nucleotides. Its product is annotated as glycoprotein gp100. The transcript has 2 exons. Bases 57 to 977 code for a protein of 306 amino acids. NCBI's taxonomy places the organism in Eukaryota, Metazoa, Arthropoda, Insecta, Diptera, Drosophilidae. The record is from RefSeq and is a predicted model, not a curated record.
UCGAACACGAAACGCAGUAGCGAGUUAAACGAAAAAUAAUAUAAAUUUUAUACAACAUGCAAUUGAGCAAAACUUUAGUAGUGCUGGCCUGUUUGGUCGCCUGUGCCUUGGCCCAGUACGCACCCGCCAGUGGGCAUUCCAAGCUUAUGCUGACGAUGCAAGCGAACACCGCCGCUUUUGAUCAGAAUCCUGCGCACUCCAUGGAGUGCUUCUCUUACUAUUAUGGCUUAAUAACUGAAGUUCAGGAGGAGUAUGAGGCCGCAUAUUUUGGCUGCACUUCCUCCUUGAACAAGAGCUUGGUGGCGUUGAACGACCAGUACGCCAAAAUUGUAGAAGAACUGAAUAAAAGUUCGGCGGAUGCUUGCGAAAGGAUUAACGCAUGCCAAAACAGCAACAGCAGUGAGGCCUUGCAGUGCUACAGCUCCGUGGGUUCGGAUGAUACUCAAGUUAUGUACAAAAUAACUGGGCAAGCUUACGAAUCCGAUGCCGCCAUGAAGGGAGACAUGGCUACAGCUCAGAAACAGCACGACAUAUGCGCUACUGAGUGCCUAAAUAAGUAUAACAAUGACUCCAGCACGGUUAAUGACAAUCUGCAAGCUUGCCUGAAUGGUGCGCCCGUGCCCAGUCCAAUCCCCACUUCCACUGCGGCUCCCACUGAGGCUUCCAGUGAGGCUUCCAGUGAGGCUCCCACUGCGGCUCCCACUGCGGCUCCCACUGCGGAUCCCACUGCGGCUCCCACUGCGGCUCCCACUACGGCUCCCACUGCGGCUCCCACUGAGGCUUCCACUGAGGCUUCCACUGAGGCUUCCACUGAUGUACCGACUGCGGAACCCACCACAACAACAGAAGCCCACGAAUCAACCAGCGCAGAAGAAACCACAACUCGUUCUGCACCACGCUCCAGCUCGCAUGGAACCAUUAGCAAGAAUAAUCUGAAGAAGGAGAUGCAGAAAUGGUUAGAUCAUAUGCUACACUAAGCUACAUGUUUUUAUUGCGUAUACGCAGCUUUAGCUCUUCCCUUUUUUGCCUGUUGAUAAUAAAUAUGCAAAGCUUAUGCUUGCGACAACUGCAAA